UCAGAGACAGAACUCAGUACCUGGCUCACCCACACCUGUCUGCGUCUUCGCCAUCGCUGUCCUGCAGUAUCCAGCAUCCCUUGAACAGACUCAGCCACUGUCACCGCCGCCGCCACCUCUGACGUCCCCAACGCUGCCACCUCGUCAAAGAUGCAGUUUGAGAUGCACGACAACGUGAAAGGCAAAGCCAUGUCCUACCCGGUGACCAGUCAGCCCCAGUGUGCCAGCAGCUGCUACCAGACCCAGCUCAGCGACUGGCACACAGGACUCACGGACUGCUGCAACGACAUGCCCGUCUGUCUGUGCGGCACUUUCGCCCCCCUGUGCCUCGCCUGCCGCAUCUCCGACGACUUCGGGGAGUGCUGCUGCGCGCCCUACCUGCCCGGAGGCCUGCACUCUCUGCGCACCGGCAUGCGGGAGCGCUAUCACAUCCAGGGAUCGGUCGGGCACGACUGGGCGGCCCUCACCUUUUGUUUGCCCUGCGCCCUCUGUCAGAUGGCGCGGGAAUUGAAGAUCCGAGAGUAAAGAAGUUCCCCGCGUCUCCUUCUUUUCCACCUGUCACGCCCCGCUGCCCGCGCCUCCUCUGCCCCCUCUGCCCGCUCAUGGGAGAGCCUGCCCCUCCGCCCUAUCCCGCUACCAGAAAUACACCCACAAUAAAAACCUGAAAACCAA
Ailuropoda melanoleuca (giant panda) is the source of this 672-nucleotide messenger RNA. RefSeq names its product cornifelin (gene CNFN). The record is from RefSeq and is a predicted model, not a curated record. The transcript is spliced from 5 exons. The coding region runs from base 151 to 525 and encodes 124 amino acids. NCBI's taxonomy places the organism in Eukaryota, Metazoa, Chordata, Mammalia, Carnivora, Ursidae.